Messenger RNA from Danio rerio (zebrafish), 2765 nucleotides. RefSeq names its product signal transducer and activator of transcription 6, interleukin-4 induced (gene stat6). Gene Ontology annotation, molecular function: RNA polymerase II transcription regulatory region sequence-specific DNA binding; DNA binding; DNA-binding transcription factor activity. The record is from RefSeq and is marked provisional. Gene Ontology annotation, biological process: signal transduction; positive regulation of transcription by RNA polymerase II; cell surface receptor signaling pathway. NCBI's taxonomy places the organism in Eukaryota, Metazoa, Chordata, Actinopteri, Cypriniformes, Danionidae. Gene Ontology annotation, cellular component: cytoplasm; nucleus.
AGCAGCAGCUUCAGUGCGACUGUAAAGUGAAAGUAGGUGGAUAGACAGAAAAAAACAACAAACACACACGGAAGACGAAGAGUUUUAUCUGUACGCGUGUUAAAGAGCUGGCGUCGAAAUCGGUGCCUGCACAUUAUGGCGCAGUGGGCGCAAAUGACCCAGCACAUACAGUUCUUGACAACUGAGGUGCUGAAUGAACUCUACCCAGUCACGUUUCCUCUGGAUAUCAGGCACUAUUUGGCCAGCUGGAUAGAGGGGCAGCAAUGGGAUAGCUUUGAUGUGGACAACAGGGAACAGGAAUCUCAGGCUCAAUUACUGUCGGAUCAGAUGGUGAUGUUGCUGCAUCAAGUGGCCAAGCAGAACCCUAAUGUGGUGGAGAAGGUCAAACUACAGCAUAUGAGCAAGAACUGGAGUGUGCUUUACCCACAACCCUUACAACUUGUGAGGACAGUUCGGGAGAUUCUAAGGAAAGAAAGACUAAUUUUAUCACAGACUAAUAUGCAGUUCCCUCCCUUCGCACCUCCACCUACCAACGGCAUCCCACAACAAGCAUGGGAGGAGAAAAAGACUGAUGUGGAGAAUCUAAUGUCCAAAGUUAUGGAAAUUCAGAAUCGCCGCCAAACACUUCAUCAGCUUCAAGAGGAACUGAAUUGGGAGAAAGAGACGAUUCAAGGUCUCAGUGAGAUGGAUACAGGUGCUAAACAGAAACGCAUUCAGCAAAUUGAGUAUAACGCAACAAUUUGUGCACAGGAGCGUGUACAGUUUCUUUGCGAUGCCGUAGGAGCUCUGGAGCAAUGUCAGUCCUCUUUAAUGCUUAAAAUUGAGUCCUGGAGGUGGGAACAGCAUCGAUCAACCAUUGGCAUGCCCUUCAAUGACAUCCUCGACCAUCUGCAGACAUGGAGUGAGCAGUUGCUCAUAGUGAAUGGUAACCUGAGACAGGAGCUCAUGCUGAUGAAAGUGGACCAUGGAGAUGCUGAACGGCUUCGAACUUUGGAGGAAAACCUGGCACGUCUACUCAAGACUCUCAUUCAGAAUUCAUUGGUAGUAGAGAAGCAGCCUCCCCAGGUCAUCAAAACUCAGUCCAAGUUUUCCACCACUGUACGCUAUCUGCUGGGAGACAAGAUGGCCCCUGGAAAACCUGUCUUAUUAAAGGCUCAGAUUAUCACCGAGGCACAAGCAAGAAACCUGGGUCAACAAAGUGUCAUUCCCAAUGAAAAUGUUGGAGAACUUCUUAAUAGUACGACGAUCUUGGAGCACAACACCACCAGCAAGAACACCUGUGCCACCUUUAGAAACAUGUCCAUAAGGAGGAUCAAACGGGCUGACAGGAAGGGCUCUGAAUCAGUGACUGAGGAAAAGUUUGCAUUGUUGUUUACCACAGAUAUAACCAUCACCGGCGGUGAGAGGCCAUACAGCCUUCAGAGCAUCUCUCUUCCUGUGGUUGUAAUUGUACACGGUAGUCAGGAAAUCAAUGCCAUGGCCACCAUCAUAUGGGACUGCGCCUUCUCUGAGCCAAACAGGAUACCAUUCCUUGUUCCUGAGCGUGUGUCCUGGCAGCAGAUGUGUGGGGCUCUUAGCAGUAAGUUCAUGUCUGAGGUCCAGACAACCCGGGGCCUGGACCCAUUAAACCUACGCUUUCUGGGCCAAAAGAUCUUUGAUCAACCUGAUCACCCUGGAGAUUUCGAAAACAUGCUUGUUUCCUGGGCUCAAUUCAACAAGGAAGUUCUGCCUGGUCGAAACUUCACCUUCUGGCAGUGGUUUGAAGGGGCAAUAGACCUAACUAAGAGAUGCCUACGAGACUAUUGGACAGAUGGAUUGAUCUUCGGCUUUAUUGGAAAACAGUACAUCCACUGCAUGCUGCAGGAUAAAACCAACGGCUUCUUCCUUCUGCGCUUCAGUGACUCAGAAAUUGGUGGCAUCACCAUUGCAUAUGUGGAACCCACUGAAAACGGAGGCAGGAGAGUCCAGAAUAUUCAGCCUUUCACCAAAAAGGAUCUGGACUCAGCUGGCCUUGGCGAUCGCAUUCGGGACAUUAGCUGCAUCAGUCAUGUAUAUCCAGGCAUUCCAAAGAAUGAAGCAUUUAAGAAAUACUUUACAGUGCCCUCCGCUCCUAAUGCUGAUGGAUACCUGCCUUUCAAGCUUACAACAGUUGUCAACCCAGGAGACAAUAGCACCUCCACUAACAACAUAACCUCUGAGAAUAUCUCUAUGAAUUUUAUUUCACCAUCUACGUCUCAGGCAUUUGGGCAAAACAUGAAUCAGGACAUAUAUAAUCAACAUUGUACGCCUUCAUAUAGUAUGCCAGAUGACAUCAUGCCUCCCCAACCAAUGUACCCGACAGACAUGCAGGUAAACCCCCCUGACGAAUUUUCAGAAAUGGAGGAAUUUGAGGGACUUCUGUCAUCUAUCUAACAAAUCACCAGCAAAGAGCUUUGCUAGAGGUACAGUCCCUCUGUUCUUGAUGGAGAAAGACUAUCAGAUGACUUGGCGCUCUAUGAAGAGAAACUCUCACCCUCUAAAAGAGACAUUACCCUUUUUUCCCAAAACAAGUGUAUCUAUAAGGAUUUACUUUGCUUAAAUUUGAUCGUCAUUGGGAAAUGAUCACAUGGAUUGUUUUUAUUCAGCUCCUGCAAAAACAAAAACACACUAAAGUGCAGUUUAGAGGACCAGUGUGUUUGACUCAGUAAUCAUAGUGAAUACCCAAUAGGCAAUUGUGUAAAAUUCUAUGAAGUUUUCAAAAGUAGUUGCAUUUUCCAUUGCAUCAA